Messenger RNA from Tetrapisispora phaffii CBS 4417, 7473 nucleotides. It is a transcript of the gene UTP20, whose product is annotated as Utp20p. The transcript has a single exon. Gene Ontology annotation, cellular component: small-subunit processome; nucleolus; 90S preribosome. The coding region runs from base 1 to 7473 and encodes 2490 amino acids. The record is from RefSeq and is a predicted model, not a curated record. NCBI's taxonomy places the organism in Eukaryota, Fungi, Ascomycota, Saccharomycetes, Saccharomycetales, Saccharomycetaceae.
AUGGCUAAACAAAAAGUUACAACCAAAACUACCAAAAGAUAUAGAUAUUCGUCUUUCAAGGCUAAGAUCGAUGAUCUUAAAAUUGAGCCAGCUAGAAAUUUAACAAAAAGGGCUUACGAUUAUGUCGAGACAUCUCACUUAUUAGCCUCUUUUGAUCAUUGGAAAGAAAUUAAUUUAAGUGCUAAUUUUGCUAAAUUUAGCGAUGAAAUAGAAUCAAAUAUUCAAACUUUGCCACAGAUCUUGUUUCAUCAGAAAGAUAUUAUAAAUACCCUUACAAAAUAUAUCGAUAUGCAUGAUGACAACUCUUUACAGCCACUACUUGACAUGUUGGCUCAACUUUGCCAUGAUUUAGGUCCUGAUUUCAUGCCUUAUUACGGACAAACCGUCACUUCUUUGAUCAACAUGUUGGAUGAAGCAAUUAAUUUUGAAAAGACUUCUGUAUUUGAGUGGGGAUUUAACUGUUUGGCUUACAUUUUUAAAUAUUUAUCAAAAUUAUUGAGUGAAGAUUUAAUACCAACAUAUACUUUAUUAUUUCCAUUGUUGUCACAUUCAAAAGAAUAUUUAUCAAGAUUCUCAGCUGAAGCUAUGUCAUAUUUGAUCAGAAAAUCCAAUUCAAAAAAUUUAAGUAAUUUUAUUUCCUUUUCUCUUAAUCAAUUAAAAGAGUCUGAAGGUAAACAAUUAUAUGAUGGGUUAGUGACAUUAUAUACGGAAUCAUUAACAUCCAUUCAAGAAUCAUUACACUCCAAGGCUAAGGUUAUUUACAGCCUUUUGAUAGAAAAUACUCUGACUGAUCCAGAAAAUGAAGAAAGUACUGCUUUAUUGUGUGACAUAUGGUUAAAUAUUUCAAAAUUUGGCUCUUCUGAAAAUUUAAUUCCCUUAUAUAAUGGGGUUACAGAUAUAUUAGAUGAAAAUUUAUCUGUUAAAACUUCAAAUGCAUCUAUUAAACUGAUUUGCGUCUUAUCAUUUUCGGAAAGUGGUAAAAAGGUUCCAAGUUGGGAUGUGAUUACAAAAUUAGUUGGUAAAAUCAUUAGUUUAGGAGAUGCCUCCUUUUUAGAUCAAAAGGCAUUAUCGUUUUUAUUUGCAACAUUGUUCCGUAAUUGUGAUAUUAAAUCCAUGACUACAUUUCAUAAAAAGAUUUUUGACUUUUAUUUGACUAACAACCAUGAAUAUUUUAUUGAAUUUUUUUCAUGUGCAUUGGAUGUCAGCAGUGAAAAAGUUAUUUCUUUUAAUGGCUCUAGAUAUUUACAAAAAUAUGUUAAUAACAGAUGGAAAGAAAAUGUAACAAAGCUAUCAUUAUUUUUAUUGCAAUUAGAAGGUACACCGGACAUGAAUAAUAAGUUAAAUAUCAACUUGUCAGAUGAUUUUAGUGAUUUCGCAUUAAAAAAUAUAAAUGAAUUGGAUGUCACUUCUGAACAAGGAUUAUAUGACAUAUUUUGUAAUUCUAUUCUUUUGAGAUAUAGCAAAAAGAUCGAUUCAGAAAUAAUAUUUAAUAAAUUGACAGAAUUAGUAAAUCUUAAGGUGAUUAAUGAUUUUACGAAAGAUGUAUUCGGAAAGUUAUUGUUUUUGACUAACACACUGAAGGAAACUCAAACUUGUGAGUUACUGACCAAAAUUUUUUUGCAUAUCGAACAUUUUAAGAACAGUGGAUUUUUUAUUGCCGGAUUCCGUCAUUUUAUUGAGUCUUUAGAAACAAAAGACUCAAUAAGUGCUAUAUUAAAAAGUUUUAAUGAUUCAAUUUUAGCUUUAAUCACAAAUUUAUCAUUACCUGAUUCCAAAAUUCGUUAUGAAACGAUGAUAUUAUUAUCUAAACUUUUAGAACUUCAAGGAUACGAAACACCAAAUUUGUUGAAUGAAUGCAAAAUAAUAGAGGAAAUACCUUUAACUUUACAAAAUGCUCGUGAUAUUACGGUAAGAAUUAGAAAAAUGGGUGAAGUAUACCAAUCUGUAACUACUGAUGAUUUUGUUACAAAAGUCUUUUUCAACUAUUUAUUUGGUCUGUUAACAAUACGUUUUUCCCCAGUUUGGGAAGGAGUCUUUGAAAUUUUACCAAAUAUUUACUCAGUUAACCAAGAUUUGAUGUGGAAUCUAAUUAAACAAAUUUUGAUUGCUCCAGAUAAUGAAUAUCAGUUAAAAUAUUACGACACUGGUAUGCAAGACGACUCUGAUAUUGAUGCAUGGACUGUAAGAGUUACAAGAUUUAACGAUUUAUUGGUCAGAUUGUCUAAUAUAUGGUUAAAAUUCAACUUUUCUGAUGCAUCCAUAAUUGAUAUUUCCAAAGAGAGAAGAGGAAAUUUGAUAUUCCCAAUACCAAUCAGAUCACAGGCGCUUAAAGUUAUGUCCUUGAUGCCAUCACUAGUCGAACGUCAUUCUAAGGAUGUUGUACCAUUUUUAUUGAAUGAUGGUAGUUCUGUUGAGAAAAUUGAUGAAGAUGAAGAACAGCUUACAUUUAUGAAUGCUUCUAAAUGGUCUGAUAUGGACAGAAAUUCUCUACUAAAGGUUUUUGCAAAGUUUAAAAAUCCGAAAUCAAUAUUUAAAUCAGAUGAAGUUCAUUCGAGAUUAAUGUUCCUAUUGAGUAGUGGUAACAAUGAUGUACAGAAAUUAGCAUUGGAUGCUGUGUUUCCAUUCAAAGAACCAAUUUCAGUGAAAUAUAGGAAUUUACUUAAAAAUUUAUUAGAUGACACUCUAUUCAGAGAUGAAAUUUCUAAGUUUGCUGCUACAGAUAAUGCCAAAAUGGUAGAAGAUUCAGAUGAAGAAACGUUAAUGACGUACGUCUUGCGAAUCAUAUUUGGUAGAGCACAAAUUGCCAACGGUAGUGGUGUUAAAAAAAGUCGUAAAAAUGCCGUUAUUUCUAUUCUACCAACUCUAAAAACCCAAUAUAUUAUUGACUUCUUCAAAUUAGGUAGUAAUAGAUUUGAUAGUGAGUAUUACUUCUUAAAUGGCAACAAUAUUAUUGAGAGUGAAAUGUCCAUCAGCACAAUGAAAAGAAUGAUAGGGUUUGUUAAUAUUGUAAAAAACUCAUUUUCUGUUUUAGGUUCAAACUUUCCUUCAGUCAUUGAAACUUUAAUUCACCCUCUUCUUUAUUCUAUUGCUGCUUCUAACUAUGUUAUUUCAAAUUCAACAGAAGAAGUAUCAGAACUGAAAAUUGCUACGCAAUUAAGACAACAAGGUAUGAAAUGUUUAGAUAGUGUCUUCCAAUAUAUGGGAGAGACUCUAAACUGGGAUCCAUACAGAAAUUCUAUUUAUGAAAUAGUAAUUAAACCACGUUUACCCAAAUUUAUGGAUGAGAAUUUACAACAAACUUCAGCCAUAAUGAAUAUAAUUACGUACUGGAGUACUAAAAAGGAAUUAUAUCCAUUUUUAUGUAUGGAUGACUUCUCAGCAACUAGGGCUCUAAUGAAUACAUUAAUGAACACCAAGGCAAAGGAAUCUGUAAUCAUGGUCCUUCUCGAAGCAUCAAAUAAUAUUGUAGUAAACCCAUCAGAGGAAAGCUCAUAUAUUGAAUUGGUUACUCUGAUUGCUUCAACAUGUUUAAAAGUUCUUCCUGAGUUAUACAAUAAAUUAACAAAUACUGAUUCAGUGUCAGUUGCUAUUGAUUUACUAUUGAAUAUAACAAAGGCCGGCUAUGUACAAGAUAAUGAAACCCGGAAGUAUUUUGUCGAUUCUUUGACCAACAUACUAGAUUCUAAUUUGAAGAGGAUACGUAGUAACGACGUUCUAAAAAUUUUGAAGGUUGUGGGCAAUUUAAUAAUUGAUUACGAUUCUUUAUGGGAGGAUAUAGAAAAUCUCUAUAAAGUAAUAGCAAGUUUUUAUAGAACUUUCAAUGAAAGGGAACAUAGGCUAGCUUUGAACAAUAUCAUGACUAAUAUAGCACAUAGAUUCCAUGAUAUUCAACAAACGACUGAACUAUUAAUUAAAUUAAAUUCUUAUUCACAGAGGCGUAUCCUUGAAUAUGAUUUCCCAACAAUACUUUCAGCAUACAAACAAAUUACAGAUCAUCGCUACAAGGAUCUGACGGAAAAUGAAUGGUUACCUAUUCUAUACACCAGUUUGUAUUAUAUAAAUAACAAUGAGGAAUUGGCUCUAAGAGCAAAUGCGACGCAUUUGAUUAAAAAAUUUAUUGACUAUAUUAAUGAAAAAUCGAAUGUUGAAAAUGCUGCGAAAUCCGUCGCAGUUCUAAAAUCUGUAAUGAUGGUACAUAUACGUUCUGGUUUGAGAAAAUAUGAUGAAGAAAUUCAGGGUGAAUAUAUCUCAAUCGUUGCUUAUAUUGUAACCAACUCAGUGUACUAUACUGACCUGGAAGAUAUGAAAGUUUUAUUGUAUAAUAAUGACGAAGAAGCUAACUUUUUCAACAAUAUUUACAGCAUUCAAUUACACCGUCGUCAAAGAGCAAUUAGAAGAUUAAAAGAGUAUGGUGAUAAACUAAGUUCUGCAAGUAUUUCACAUUAUUUGAUCCCUAUUAUUGAACAUUAUGUUUUCACUAAAGAGGAAAAAUAUUCUUCUAUUUCACAAGAAUCUUUAGAAACCAUCGGUGCUUUAUCAAAUUUUAUUAAUUGGAAUCAAUAUAAAGCAUUGUUAAGAAGAUAUAUUGCAAUUUUGAAACAUAAACCAGAUAAUUUGAAAGAAUCUGUAUUACUUAUAAAUGAAGUUUCUGUAUCGAUAAAGAAUACUCUACAGUCUUCUCGAAAGGUAACCGAAUCAGUCAUGGUUCUAAAAAAUAUACCGAACAAUUUAUCUGAAAUAGAUUCCUUCGUGUCAAAUGAAAUUUAUCCCACUCUGUCUAAGAUUUUAGGAACAAGAAAUACUGAAACUAUUAUUGAGAGAAUUCCAUUAUCAGAAGCUCUAGUUAAUUUUGUUUUAGGAUUAGAGACGGACUCCACCUCGUCUCUAUUACCAGGUAUAUUAACAAGUAUUUGUCAAAUUUUGAGGAGUAAAAAUGACGAUUUACGUGAUAUUGUCAGAAAGACUCUAUCAAAAAUUGCUGCUAUUGUAGGACCGGAAUAUCUAGUGUUUAUCAUUAAAGAAUUAAAUAGUGCACUACAAAGAGGUUCGCAAGUCCAUGUCCUAAGUUAUACUGUUAACUAUAUAUUGAAGUCAAUGGCUCAACGUUUGAAGCAUUCAGAUUUAGAUGCUUCAGCAAGAUUAUUAGUAAACAUUAUUAUGGAAGGAAUUUUUGGAACAACAGGUCAAGAGAAAGAUUCCGAUAAUUAUCAUACUAAUGUGAAAGAAGUUAAAUCGAACAAGUCCUAUGAUACCGGGGAAAUCUUAUCAGCAAAUAUAUCAUUACCUGUUUUCGGUACUCUAAUUAUGCCAAUUCGUGCCUUGUUAUUAGAACGCAUAAAUUUAAAGUCACAAAAUAAAUUAGAUGAAUUAUUAAGAAGAUAUGCACUAGGUUUGAAUCAUAAUGAUGAUGCUAAUUCAGAAGAAGUUCUAAAAUUAUGUUAUGAGAUGUUUGAACAGUCUAAUGUUUCAACUAUGCGUAAGAAGGAUAAUAGAAGUGCAGAAGUGCAAGAGAAGGAAGAUUUUUUCAUGGUAAACUUAAAUUCCAAAACUGAGAGGGUUGAAACUGGAAGCACAUUGUAUCAAGAUACCAUGCAAAAAUUCUCUUUAGAUCUUCUACGCACAGUACUUUCAAAACAUACUAACUUAUUAAAUGCAGUAUAUGUGGAGGGAUUCAUUCCUCUAUUGAAAAAUACAAUGGUAUCAGAAGAUGAAAGUGUGUUAGUUAGUUCAUUCCGAGUACUGAUUUUAAUGGUUAAACUGGAUUUAUCCGAAGAAUCAGAAGCCUUAUUCAAGAACUAUGCUCGUAAGAUUUUAAAUAUUAUUAAAGAUUCUCCAUCAACUUCUACUGAACUAUGUCAAAUGGGACUGAAAUUUCUCUCAUCAUUUAUACGUCAUAAAGAUAUUGAGUUAAAAAAUACAGCGUUGAGUUAUGUCUUAAACAGAAUAUUGCCUGAUCUAAAUGAGCCAAGUAAACAAGGUCUAGCUUUUAAUUUCUUGAAGGCACUAAUUCACAAACAUAUUAUAUUGCCUGAAAUAUAUGAUGUUAUCGAAUCUGUUCGAAAAAUUGUAGUGACAAAUCAUAACAAAGAAAUCAGAGACAUUUCAAGAAGUGUAUUCUAUCAAUUUUUAAUGGAAUAUGAUCAAAGUAAGGGAAGACUAGAAAAGCAAUUUAAGUUCAUGGUUGAUAAUUUACAAUAUCCAACUCAAGAGGGUAGGCAAUCAAUAAUGGAAUUAAUUAAUUUAAUUGUAAUGAAGGCAAAUCCAGCACUCUUGGCUAAGAUAUCGUCAUCUUUUUUCGUUGCUUUAGCCAAUGUAACCUUUAAUGAUGAAUCACCAAAAUGCCGUGAGAUGGCUGCUAAUUUGUUAGGCAAUCUAUUAAUGAAACUUGAUUCCGAGAGUUUGAAAACUAUAGAUAAAUAUCUGAUGGCCUGGCUAAAUCAGUCUCAAGAUAUAAAUUUCUUAAACUUAGGUAUGAGAAUUUACAAGAUUUAUUUAUCAAAUUUGGGCUUAGGAAAGAAUGAAGCUUUGGAUGCUUUGGUAAUUGCAAAAAUUAAAUCUAUACUAAGCAAUACUGGCGCUGGAUCAGACCUUCCUUGGGAUAUUAUUUACACGGCGAUGUCUGUAUACUCGAUUUACAUUCAAAAGACGGAUGCUGUAUAUGAAGAAGACUUCAGCUCUACUUGGGAAAAUAUUAUAAGUACCUUAUUGUAUCCACAUGCGUGGGUAAGAUUAUCAGCUGGCCGUUUAAUUCACCACUUGAUAACAAAUCUAGGUAAGUUUAAGAAGCAGUUUGAUGAUUAUGAGAUUCAAACCAUUGCACAUAGAAUUUUACAUCAACUGUCUGCUCCUUCUAUUUCGGAGAGUUUAUCUGCGACAGCAAUAAAGAUUUUGGUAACUAUUGCAAAAAAGUGGUCAGAAAAUGGAACUAUGUAUAUCAAUAAGAAUGACUUAACUUCAUCUGAAAGAACUACCGAAUAUAUUGAUGCUUUAGAUUACUUAGUUAGUAGGGCAAGUUCAAUUAUAAGAAGCGAAGAAAAUCACAACGAAUCUUUUAUGUCUAAAAAGUCAUGUAUUCAAUUGCUGGCCAUGUUAUUGCAAAUAGUGAAUGUAUCACAACUGGAAAGCCUAGCUGAAAAAAUUAUUUUGGCACUGUAUAUCAACACUGAGGGCAGUACUUAUACACGCUUGAGUGAAGAUCAAGAAACUUUACAAAAUUUAGCUAACGAAUGUAUGCAAAUGUUAGAAUCCAAAUUAUCAGUAUCUAGCUUCACCUCAGCUUAUUCAUCAGCCAAAUACACUAUCUCGAUGAGAAGGCAAGAAAGAAGAACAAAAAGAUCCAUUUUAGCAGUAACUGCUCCAGAUGUUGCAGCAAAUAGAAAACUAAAAAGACAUACUCGCUCAAGAGAGAAGAGAAAAUUUGUGAAAGAUGACAACGGUUAUUAUCAACAAAGAAAUAAGCAAAGAAAAACCUAA